CAACUCUAUGCAAACAUUUAUUGAGCGGAAUCUCUCAAAACAAGCACAGGACCCUAUGAUGUUCUCCACCACUAGACUUUCAGAAUCCAAAGCUAAAAAGUUCUCAAUUUCACCAGUGAAUUAAUAGUUAAAAGUUGCAGCAAUGGAAAGCACCGAGUCAUCGACAGUCUUGCAGCGGCCGAGUCUCCCACCGGGUUUCAGGUUCCACCCCACCGAUGAAGAACUAUUCGUACACUACCUGAAGAAAAAGGCUAGCUUGGCUGCUCUGCCGGAUGCAAUAAUCGCAGAAGUUGAUUUGUAUAAGUUUGAUCCAUGGGAAUUACCAGCUAAGGCUACGUUUGGUGAGCAAGAAUGGUACUUCUUUAGUCCUAGGGACAGGAAGUAUCCGAAUGGGGAAAGGCCUAAUAGGGCGGCAACUUCGGGUUAUUGGAAGGCUACUGGAACCGAUAAGCCAGUUUUAAAUUCGGGAGGGACUCACAGGGUUGGUGUGAAGAAAGCACUGGUUUUUUACGAAGGGAAACCUCCUAAGGGGAUCAAAACUAAUUGGAUUAUGCAUGAAUAUAGACUUCCAGAUAAGACUAACAAGAAACCCCCUGGAUGUGACUUGAGCUACAAGAAAAACUCACUAAGGCUUGAUGGUUGGGUGCUAUGUAGAAUCUACAAGAAAAACAACCCAAAUAGACCUUUGGAUCAGGAUAAAGAUGACUCCAUGGAAGACAUGGUUGGGCCAGCGCCAACUUCAGCAUCAAUCGGUACUCUCCAAUUCCAAAUAAAGAGAACAAGUUCUGAGAAAUUGCUUGAAAAUCAUGAACAUAACUCGUUAGAUGGAAUGCUGGGGAGUGAUGGGAUGAACAACAAUGGUUCUAUGUCUCAGUUCGGGUGUUGGUCUAGCUCAAAGCAAGACCUAUCAAUGGUUAACCCUCUUAAAAAGAGUGUCCUGUCACUUUACCGGACCGAUGAGGAAACAGCCAGUCCUUCAACAAGCAAGAGAUUCCAGGGGGAUAUCAAUGAUGGAAACCUGGAAAAACCGGACACAAAUGGCACAAUUGCAUCCCUGCUUAGCCAGCUUCCUCAAGCCCCUUCAUUUCACCAACAGCAACAACAAACAAUGUCGGGGUCAAUCGAAGAUGGGAUCUUCUGGCCCUUGUAUUAACUCCCAGGCUUGAACUGGUACACUCCUAAUUGAAUUCCGGGUACCGGGUAUUCUGUAGAUUUACCAUUUGUAUGCGCAAUUAAAAGGAAAUAUUUCAGGAACUCAAAAUUUCCAACUAGCUUGGGAAGUUUCAUCAGUGUCAUAUUACAUGCUUGUUGAUUCAGCCAACAAUAUCUGAUGAAUCAUUUAUUGAGAUAAAAAAAUUGACAUUUUGGUUAUAGGGAAAGAGAUGAACCAAAAUUUCAACUCCUGAGGCCAUAGAUAUAGGUUA
This is a messenger RNA of Hibiscus syriacus, 1424 nucleotides long. Its product is annotated as NAC transcription factor 56-like. The record is from RefSeq and is a predicted model, not a curated record. The coding region runs from base 143 to 1153 and encodes 336 amino acids. The transcript is spliced from 3 exons. Gene Ontology annotation, molecular function: DNA binding. Gene Ontology annotation, biological process: regulation of DNA-templated transcription. Lineage: Eukaryota; Viridiplantae; Streptophyta; Magnoliopsida; Malvales; Malvaceae.